AUGACCGCCGACCAUCGAGGGCAACAAGACCGCCAGCCCGACCACCUGUCGCGCUGGUUCGCGCAGCACGGGAUACAUCUCCAUCCCGAUGUCCAUGUCAGACGAGACCCACAAACCGGCCUCGGCCUCUACGCCACCGCCCCACUCCCGGAACCAACACAGAUACUAAGCGUACCAGCGCGCAUGUGCAUCUCCUCGCCCAGCGCCCGGUCGGCCAUCGGCCGCGUCUUUGGAUCCACCGAUUCCCCCGCACUGUCCCACGACAAGUGGGCCAUCUUCUACAUCUUCCUCGUCCGUCUCCUCUUGCUCCACGUCGACAGCGCCGACGGGGCCUCGCAUGACGAUGCGGCGCAUCGAGGCGACCUGCACGACCACAUCGGCUACGUGCGUUCCCUGCCUCGAUCCGUCCCCAUCCCGCUACUCUUCCGACGUCGCGAGCUGGACCUGCUCGCUGCAACGCCGCUCCACGGCGCCACCCUGGACAAGCUCCGCCAGACAGACGAGGAGCACGACACAAUCCUCAAAUGGCUGCAUGGCUGGCGUACCUCCGUCCAGCCCGGCUCGACGGGUAGCGCCAUCCUCGACGGCCUUGACCGUCUCGUCGACCGCGCCGCCACGCUGAGCCUGUACCGCUGGUCGAAUGCAGUGUCCCUCUCGCGCGCAUUCCCACCCACGCUCCUCCCUUCCCUCUCGCCCGACGACGGACCGGUACUCAUACCCGCCCUCGACCUGCCCAACCACGCCCGGUCCAUGCCCGUCACAUGGUCCGCUCAACCCGCAUCCCCUCCCUGCACCGGCCCCGACAACGGCGACGCAGGUGAUGCCAGAGUGGUGUUCACCACUCGCUACCCCAUCGCCGCAACGUCCGAGGUGCUCAACAACUACGGACCCAAGAGCAACGAGGAGCUGCUUGGAUCCUACGCCUUUGUCCUACCGGGAGGGCAGGACGAUUUCCUCACGCUCAAGCUCGGACAGCGGCAGGGCGACGCCGGCGAGGAGGGGGCGGAGGGUGAGGCCAAGCGGCAUCAACUGGAAGCGGGCACGUACCGGUGGCUACGGAGCAGCUCUGCGCCUCCACCCGGCUUGAUCGACGAGGUCCGAGCUAGGAUCCAACUCGCCGCUCCUGAUCCCGCUCCUCGCUCGUCUUCGCCCCCGCAGAAAUUCGAAGAUGACGAGAGGGAGAGGGAGAGGGAGGUGGAAGAGCUGGAACUCCAUGGCGAAACGCUAGAGACGCUCGAGGUGCUGCUGGUGCAGAAACGCAAGUCGUUUCGAACCAUCCAGGCCCAGAUCGAGGAGAUGCUCGUGCGCAUUCCACCUCAGGAGACCGGGGAGGAGGAGGAGGGGGAGGCGGAUGAGGAUGCGCCCGUACGGAGGAAGGUGUGGGAUAUGGUUGACGUCUAUCGACAGGGUCAACUGACGAUCCUCAACCAGGCCAUCAAAUGGACCCGCUCCCAGCUCGAAAUCGUAGCUGACAAACUCGACCAGCUCGACCCUGCUCCCAACUCCGACGACGACGACGACGACGACGACGACGACGACGAGAUGCAGGGUGCCUGA
This is a messenger RNA of Pseudozyma flocculosa PF-1, 1557 nucleotides long. RefSeq lists its product as uncharacterized. Lineage: Eukaryota; Fungi; Basidiomycota; Ustilaginomycetes; Ustilaginales; Ustilaginaceae. Gene Ontology annotation, molecular function: protein-lysine N-methyltransferase activity; protein binding. The transcript has 3 exons. Gene Ontology annotation, cellular component: nucleus. Gene Ontology annotation, biological process: peptidyl-lysine monomethylation. The record is from RefSeq and is a predicted model, not a curated record. Bases 1 to 1557 code for a protein of 518 amino acids.